Scleropages formosus (Asian bonytongue) is the source of this 3197-nucleotide messenger RNA. RefSeq names its product Ras association domain family member 7b (gene rassf7b). Gene Ontology annotation, biological process: signal transduction. NCBI's taxonomy places the organism in Eukaryota, Metazoa, Chordata, Actinopteri, Osteoglossiformes, Osteoglossidae. The transcript is spliced from 6 exons. The coding region runs from base 1646 to 3079 and encodes 477 amino acids. The record is from RefSeq and is a predicted model, not a curated record.
GAGAGAGAGAGAGAGAGAGAGAGGGGAAGAGAAUGACAUGAGAAAAAGGGGAGAAGAAUAAAAGGUGAAUGACUUGUUUCUGCAGCAUUAUUUCAGGGACGUUGCGAGGUUGUGGUUGGAGCGCACAGCCGCCUCCCUCUCCUCUCCCCCUCUGACAGCUCUUCAUCUUCAUCCAGCCUCUACCUGCGCCGAAUAUUUAUUGUCAUUCCGGCCGCCUUUCUCAAGGGCUGCAAUGCUUUCUUUCUGGAGCUCAUCUUUGCGUGACGGAGUUGACGUUACGGAGAAGUCGGUCUCUGCUGUGGGGGUGAGGCCUUGCUUUGCGGAACAAGAUCCGACACGGAACAGAUCAACUUCAGGCCAGAGAAGGGAUGACUUGGCAGUCCGUCCUGCUGGAAUGUGCUUCCCGAUCGAAGGAAUCCUCAUAAGAAGACUUUUUUAAAAAAAUUUCUCAAAGCUUUCUUGACAAUGGCAGUCUAAGCAGGAAACAAAGUUCUCCCGUCGGUAAAAUUUAAGUACAGUGCUUUGGAGACACCUGUCCAAAGGUGACACCUCUGUGUUACUGAAUAGCCGCUAUUGCACCAUGCAGCAGAACUGCUAGGUUCCACGGCAUCUUGGUCACACCAAAAAAGGGAGGAACAGCAAUAACUCUCCUAAGUUAACUUUUGACAGAUGGAGGUAAGCGUGAGUUGAUUUUGACCCAGCUGUAUAAAUGGGUAAAUCGCUGUAAGCAGCUUAACACUGCAAGUCACUUUGGGCAAAAGCAUCAGCUAAAUGAAUAAAUUUGGUGUUAAUAUAAUUUGUAAGAACUUGUGUGGAAAACCUUACAUUUAUCAAUCUGCGGUUUUGACCUGCUCGGGGGCGCGUUGGCCGGGUGCUGUGCCCCUUCAGUGUUUUCUAAGAGCAGAUGGCUGUAAAUGUCCAUUUGACCUUCCCAGCUAAGAACCGUUUCUUAUGUUAAACUACAUGGAAAUGAGUAAAUAGCUAUAAAUGUAGGUUUGGCUUACAUAGUUACAAGUUAAUUUAUAAGAACCUGGGAGGAGAUUUCCUAUGAGACGUGCGUGUUCUCACCAAGAAGGGUUAGCACUUACUUGUUUUGUUAAAACAUCAGGUAAGAAUCUCAGGACCAGGCAGGUACGCUACUAUGUUUGCAGAGAUGUUUGACAAUUGCCAGUAAUGGGAACCAUUUAAAUUAACUGUCAUUUUUUGCGUCUUCCAACAUUACUCAUGCAGGUGAGGGGUGUGCUGAGAUUCGUCAGAAUGAUUUGGUCUCAGGUUGCGGAGAUUCCUCCCGAGCACUUCAUGUCCUGGGCUGACUCUGUGAAGCUCUGCAGUUGGUCCCAUGUAGCAAAAUAUCCUUCUCGAAUGACUAGUCCUUCUCAGUUUUCUAAUUCAAUGCGCAUAUGUAUGAAGCCCUGUAUGUUAUAAAGGAAGCUGGUUUCAGACUUCUGUCUCUAAGUCCAGAAAGGUAACAAUCCUAUGACACUGGAAGGAAAAAGAAAACGAACAAGUGAAAUCUGAAUAAAAGGGACACGGAUUGAAAGCAGCUGUUUUACUUUUUUCCUUGUUUAAGGGUUUAGCUCUGGUGUCCUACUGGCUGAUGGCUGUACCUUGCUACACUGACCGGGGGUGAAGCCGUGUGCAGGAGAUGGAGCUGAAGGUAUGGGUGGACGGAGUGGCACGGGUGGUGUGUGGCCUCUCUGAAGAGACCUCCUGCCAAGAUGUGGUCAUCACCCUUGCCCAGGCCAUUGGUCAGACAGGCCGCUACGUUCUAGUCCAGAAGCUACGGGACAGAGAGCGACAGCUGCUGGCCAACGAGCGACUGCUGGACUCCAUGACAAAGCUGGGCCAGAAUGCCAGUGAGAUCCAGUUCUUCUUGCGGCGCGUCGGUUCUGAGAACCAGGAAGGACCUGUUCUAGACAAAGGACUUGCGUUACCCAAGCAGCCAGAGACAGAAAACACCAAACGCAAAGAGAUAAAAAAAUCUCUCACCUUCAACCUGGGUCCCUCCAGCACGCCCACAAUCAGACCCAAACAAAAGAGCAAAGUACCCCGAGGCUCUGAGGAGCAGCGGAUGCCCCAUCAUCUCCCCACCUGCUCUGUAGACCUUUCCAAAGAAGAGCUUUUCCAGCAGGUGGUGCAACAGCAAGCGAGGUUGCAGACCCUGGAGGCCCAGCUGGAAGCUCUGGAGCAGGAGGUGGAUGUGUGGGAGCAAGUUCCCACUCUAAUCCCAGAGCCGCAGGAGGACAAGCUGGAGGCCAAGCUGGAGGCCAAGCUGAAGAAGAAUCUGCGCACGGAGGAGGACCAGGAGCUCGCCAUGCAGAAGCGCCUUGGUGAACUACAGCAGAUGUUAGAGAGCUACGAACGCAAGCUGCAAGACCUGACCGCUCACUCUGGAGAGCUUGAGAUUCAGCUGGAGAACAUCAGGCGCCAGUCCCAGACCCCUUACUCAGGGCUGGAGGAGUCUCUGGGGACCGUGAAGGACGAGCUGCAGAACCAGCUGCUGCAUGGAGCGGAGCUGGAGGACUCGCUUAUGGAGGUUGAGCAGGCAGCGAAGAGCACAGAGGCUCUGCUCCAGGCCAAGACGGAAGAGAUGGAGGAGCUGAACAAGGAGCUGCGCCAGUGUGAUCUGCAGCAGUUCAUCCAGCAGACAGGCACCCUCCCGGGCCAGUCGCAUACGCAGACACACCCGGUUGAGCAGCCGGAGCAUCCGGAGCAUCCGGAGCAGCCGGAGCAGACGAAACUCACGCAGCUCCUCCCUAGUAGAUGUAAUAACGGCUCUGGAAUGUGUCGUGUGAAUCUGCCCCCACGCUCUGCAGCCAGGCAGCUCCUGGGUAACCCUCGUAACCUCCUGAACCCCAUCAUUUCCAGCCUCAACCCCGAGGGAGUGCUUGACAAAGCAGGGGGCAGGCGGUGUGGAGGAGAGCACCGUUCACCCAGUUCCGCACUCAGCUCUUCACACACCAGGCUGACCUGCGAUGUUUGCUUGAGCCACAUGGAGAGAAACCCGGAGCUCUCACGGGAUUCAAACCCUGACCCCCCUCUUGAUGAACCCUUGAGCAGAUGCUCACACACCAUCUGACCUUUUCUUCCUGUUUGCUUCUUCUGAAAUGCCUCAUCUUUCAUCAUAUUGCAUAAUUCUGUCUGUGUUUUAUACUCUUAGCACUAUACACAUUUUUAAUAUUUGAUUUUGAGUAGCA